Daldinia vernicosa is the source of this 1396-nucleotide messenger RNA. RefSeq names its product marvel domain-containing protein. The record is from RefSeq and is a predicted model, not a curated record. Gene Ontology annotation, cellular component: membrane. The transcript has 2 exons. NCBI's taxonomy places the organism in Eukaryota, Fungi, Ascomycota, Sordariomycetes, Xylariales, Hypoxylaceae. The coding region runs from base 581 to 1063 and encodes 160 amino acids.
GCGGCACACAACCGGUGAUUUGCUUGGCCACAACUUUCCACGCAAUUCUCGAAAGAACCGGAUUGAGUCUACAAGCCACAUGACAUUUAUUUUAUUCAUUGUAUUGGUUCUCGUUGAAGCCAUGUUUUAUCACAGAUUCUGGGGUGAUUGACCGAUCCGCAACAAGGAUCAAACAUCUCGUCCUCUUGCAAAUAUACGUACGUACUGCACAUAUAGUCUUUAGAUCCUGAUUCGUGCAUUCAGUUAUACAUUGUGAUAUGUCGGGUCCAUGAGCCAAGGUAGCAUUGCGUUUGUUCGGGACAAACAGAACAAGGUAUCCCAACCCAAAUAUAUCAUGAUGCCGGCCUAUGUAGACAACUCACGUUGCGUCGUCAUACCCCAGUCGCCCAAGUCGUGGCUUAGAUCGAAUAGUUCAAAAUGCCAUAUAAAUAAAUACCUGAUUAGCUGCCUAACAAAAGCUUUCCACCUGGUCUCUCUUUGUUAAAAUACAAUAUUUUGUCGAGCUUCCUAUCCUCCCAUAAGCAUCUACAAAUCUACAAGCAGCCUUCUAAUAGGGCGUCAUCGUGUACAUACAGCCAAUAUGAUCUUGACGGACAUCUUUUCCAUGAUCCUCCGCCUUGCGGAGUUGGUGUUUGGAGCUAUUGUCGCUGGAAUCAACGGACAGUAUCUCCAUGCCGUCCGAAAUACCGACAGUUGGGACCAGGGCCGCUUCAUCUACACCGAAGUGGUAGCUGGUCUCGCAAUUUUCCUCUCCAUCGUCUGGCUCUUCCCGUUUGCGGGCAGCUUCGUUCACUGGCCUGUCGACCUUCUCAUUUCCAUUUGUUGGUUCGUUGCCUUCGGUCUUUUAGUUAAUUACCUCGAUGGUGGUUGUGGAUACGCCUUCGAUUGGGGUAAUGUUUCCUUCCGCCGCGGUGAUCAGUGUGGAAAAUGGAAAGCUAUCAUUGCAUUCUCCUUCUUGUCUGCCAUUUGCUGGCUCAUCUCAGCAAUCGUCGGCAUCGUCUGGGUCCGAGAUCACGAGGCCCGGGCUUACCGUCGACGAAGAUGGCGUGGAUCCCGUGUCUAAGAUACCUUACUCGAAAUAGCGCAAAAUCGAUCGGGGUCCUAUACCUCGUACUCUAUAAUACGCGUUGCACUUACGAUUCGGGAGACAUCACACCAAGUCCUUUUCCGGUCACUUUGGCGUAUGGUUUAGUAAAGUCCAAAAAAAUCAUUUAUUUUUCAAUUUGAUUAACGAAUUUAUGAGAAUGAGGUAUCUGGUUGGCGUUGUCGGAUGUUUUUAGGAUGCGGCUUGUGGCUGAUGCUCUUUAAUGACAUUGAUGAUAUUGAGCUGGAGCAUGUAAUAGCACUAUGAGAGAUACCCGUAUUAUUAAUGAAACAAUAAUAUUAAUAUUUACCA